Lolium rigidum is the source of this 1812-nucleotide messenger RNA. RefSeq lists its product as uncharacterized. Lineage: Eukaryota; Viridiplantae; Streptophyta; Magnoliopsida; Poales; Poaceae. The coding region runs from base 85 to 1587 and encodes 500 amino acids. The transcript is spliced from 2 exons. The record is from RefSeq and is a predicted model, not a curated record.
AUGAUCUUGCAAGCAUCCAGGCUUUACUAAAUUUAUUUAUUUAGUAACCUUAAUUGCCCGUCCUUUAUUGCUGUAUACUCAUUUAUGAUCUCUGCGCGUGAUUACUGCCAGAUUGCCACCAACCAGCCGAAAAGAGGAGAUAAAUCCUUGCAAGGUUUUCCCUCCCCUCUCCCUUCCACCAAGAUUGGCAACGUUCCCUCUCGUGCGCCGCUGCUCUUUCUGACGGAGUUCGCAUUCGUGAUCACAAUCGUUCCAGUUUUCGCUGCUACGACUGAAAGAAAGGAUUUUCCCGAGGAUUCCCCAUUCUGGUUCUUUGGUGUUGCAGACCUCGGCUGUUUACCCCUUUCCGGGCAGACGUUGGGAUUUCUGGGAAGCUCCGUCUGUUCGGAGAUGGAGGGGAAUUUGCCACCAGGAACACUGAUGCCCGGAGCCCCUUUCGACAUAGAGCCGUCCUUCGAGUCGCGCCAGCAGCCAUUUCAGCUCGCCCAGCCCCAGCUCCAUCAUGGUAUGUUACCUUCCCCUGCGAUUCCGGUGCAGGAUUUCGUUGCUAACGCGGUGAAGAUCUCACUGAGCGACGACGAAGACAUAGACGAUGGCCAUGACUACGGCUGGAAGGCGGCCUGCCAGUCCCAGUGGCGCCGGGUCAAGUGGACCAGCGACAUGGUCAAGCUGCUCGUGUCGGCCGUGGCGUACAUCGAUGAGGAGGUCGACAUGGACUCUGGCGGCUCAAGCAGCAGGAAGAGGAAUCACGCCAUGCUGAAGAAGAAGGGCAAGUGGAAGCUGGUUUCCAGGUCGAUGAACGAGAGGGCAUUCGCCGUGUCGCCGCAGCAGUGCGAGGACAAGUUCAACGACCUCAACAAGAGGUACAAGAGGCUCACUGAAAUUCUUGGCCGGGGAACAACCUGCCAGAUCGUCGAGAACCCACAACUUCUUGAAGGUGUCAAACUCUCGGGAAAACUCAGGGAAGAAGCUAAGAAGCAUCUCAGCUCAAAGCAUCUGCAUUAUGAAGAGAUGUGCUCAUACCACAACCGCAAUCGCCAGUGUCUGCUUGAAGAUCCCACCCUUCAGAAGUCACUGCGUUUGGGUCUUAGGAGUCAAGAUGAUCAUGGAAAGAACAACUCAUUUGGUUAUGAUGAUAACGAUGAUUAUAUGACGUUUUCGGAUGAUGACUACGAGGAAGAUGAUGAAUUUAAUGAUGUCAUGGAGGCCACUGCUGAAUAUCAUCAUCACAUAAGUCAUGGCACCAAGAAGCUGCGGAUUGAUCAGGGCGAGACACAGUCUGGGUCACAUCUGUCAGAAAUCGCUGCUAUUGAUGUGGACAAAGUUUGCGAGGGAUCCGGCACUUCAUCUGGUGAGAAGAAACUAGCUCAGGGGAUUCAAAUUGAGAAACAACGGCUGAAGAUAAAAAACGAUAUGCUUAAAAUGGAUGAGCGCCAUUUCAAGUGGCUGGGGUUCAGCGAGGAGAAGGACAGGGAACUCGCGAAGAUGAGGCUGGAACAUGAAAAGAUGAGGCUGGAGAAUGAGCGGCUGGAGCUGGAGCUGAACCUUAAAGAAAUAGAGAUGGGUAUCAAACCAAAGAAUAUCUAGUUAUUGCAGACUGGAAAUGAUAGAAUUAGAACCUAGCAGUGCCGGAAAUCAUUUGUCUGUUUCAGGUGCUUACAGAUUAAUAUGUAAAUUGAUCUGUAGCCCCGGAUUAAAUUUUAUCUUAGCCAACUGCAUAUCGUUUAGGUGAAUGACUAUUCCAGAUGUCAAUUGCUUACAAUUUGUACCUCCUGACAUCUCAAUAUGAUAGUUAUAUGUCUUUUAUCUGUA